Messenger RNA from Hydractinia symbiolongicarpus, 866 nucleotides. Its product is annotated as proteasome subunit alpha type-6-like. The record is from RefSeq and is a predicted model, not a curated record. NCBI's taxonomy places the organism in Eukaryota, Metazoa, Cnidaria, Hydrozoa, Anthoathecata, Hydractiniidae. The coding region runs from base 51 to 791 and encodes 246 amino acids. Gene Ontology annotation, biological process: ubiquitin-dependent protein catabolic process. The transcript has 7 exons. Gene Ontology annotation, cellular component: proteasome core complex; proteasome core complex, alpha-subunit complex; cytosol.
UUGGGUAACUAAGUCAUUCUGCAGCUAGUGGGUCAGCACAUUUUCUCAAAAUGUCGCGGGGUACAAGUGCUGGUUACGAUAGAGUUAUUACUGUUUUUUCUCCAGAGGGACGUCUGUAUCAAGUUGAAUAUGCAUUUAAAGCCAUCAACCAAGGUGCAACCACAUCUGUUGCAGUCCGUGGAACUGAUUGUGCUGUUGUCGUAACACAAAAGAAGAUACCAGACAAAUUAUUAGAUUCUAAUACGAUGACGCAUAUGUUUAAAUUAAGUGAAAAAGUUGGGUGCGUCAUGACUGGAAUGAUGGGUGAUUGCAGAUACCAAGUACAACGAGCAAGAAUGAUUGCGGCUAAAUGGAAAUAUAGAUUUGGUUACGAGAUCUCCACCGAUAUGCUUUGCCGCAAAAUAGCUGACAUUUCACAAGUUUAUACGCAAAAUGCAGAAAUGAGACCUUUGGGUUGCUGUAUGAUAUUAAUUGGCAUAGAUGAGGAAGGUAAUCCGCAAUUAUAUAAAACUGAUCCUGCUGGUUAUUUCUGUGGCUUCAAGGCUGCGAGUGCUGGUGUGAAACAAAACGAAGCCAAUAGUUACCUUGAAAAGAAAUUAAAGAAGAAGCAAGCGUAUACUUACAAAGAAGCUGUAGAGAUGGCGAUCAGUUGUCUGAUGUCUGUUCUUUCUGUGGAUUUCAAACCAUCUGAAAUUGAAGUUGCUGUUACAACAGUCGAUCGUCCGUCUUUUACGGUCCUGACGGAAGCUGAAAUAGAUGAACAUCUGACAUCGAUCGCUGAGAGAGAUUAAGACAUAGCUUGUGUGUAAGCGAAGACGUGCCUAUGUAGACUGUCAUUUAUAUAUAAAUAAACUUUCUGUUAACAA